UUUAUAACAUUAGUUUUGAAAUAUGUUUGAUUUAUGUCUUGCACAUAAUAUUUCCACAGUUUUCAUAUUUUCAUAAAACAAUACAUUUGAAAUACAAUUACACUUAUAAAAUUGCAAAAUGAGUAAAACUUCACUUGUAUCAAAAUUAUGCGAAGAAGACUCCAGUAGCAUUGAUGUGGCAUCCAUAUUUCCGAAAGCAUUGCCAGAAUUAAUAGUGGGCCCCGUUUAUGAUGAAUGUGGCUUUACGCUGAACGAAAGAUUGGCUUUAAGGCAGGCUUGGAAGCUAAUCAAGCCGUUCGAGCGUCGCUAUGGAAAGGAAAUUUACUUUGACUACCUUAUGGAAAAUUAUAAAGUAUUUAAAAAUUUUCGGAUUGACGGCAAGCUGGAUAUGCAUCGUUUGCAUGGGCAUAGCUUAGCCUUCAUGCGGUACUUAAACGUCGUAAUCGAACAGAACGAUCCGGUAUUCUUCCAAAAUAUGCUCUUUGACAAUCAUAAUAUACACAGUCGAUAUAGGGUAUCUCUAAAGCAUAUGAAGAUGUUGCUGGAAGAUCUUAUUGAAUAUGUGCUGGAGAAGCUCAAAGAUGUUAGCUCGGCCUCGUUGAGGAGCGGCUUUAACCGACUUUUGGAAAAGUUUCAGUUCGAUAUACCCGAAAAAUCUAGUAGUAUAUUUAUGUACGAGUCAAGCGGUGAAUUGAAUUACAAUGAUAUUUAAUAGAUAUACAUGAUUAAAUCACUCAUACGCCACAAA
Drosophila hydei is the source of this 748-nucleotide messenger RNA. RefSeq lists its product as uncharacterized. NCBI's taxonomy places the organism in Eukaryota, Metazoa, Arthropoda, Insecta, Diptera, Drosophilidae. The coding region runs from base 119 to 712 and encodes 197 amino acids. Gene Ontology annotation, molecular function: heme binding; oxygen binding. The record is from RefSeq and is a predicted model, not a curated record. The transcript has 3 exons.